UAUUUAUCGUAAACGUGGCAUUUCAUGAUACAUAACUACGAUGGCCCUUGCACGGUGAAGUUACUGGAAGGCAAUUUAUAAAUUAGACUUUACUUUCAAACUAAGUUCCUUGAUAUUUUCUGAUAUUUUCAGGCUGUAUUUGUCAUCAUCUCUUCAAGGAGAGACUCUCAGGAGCAGAUGCAAAGAUGACUGUCGAGUACAAAUCCUUUACAGUGACAAACAUGGAUGUCAGUGACAGUAAAACCAGCUACAAGCAACUUUUAGAGGAUGGCAUGCCCAACCUUCGGUUGUCAGCUUACGCGUUGAGGAACAACCCUCUCAAGGUUGCAACAGUUUGCCUCGGACUGCUGUGUGUUGUCCUUCUGGUUGGGAUCAUAGGUCAGAGUGUCCACUACAAAAAAGUGGAACAAGACCAUCAGAACAAAAUAACAGACAUGAAUAAAGAGAAAGACAACGUACAGGAGAACCUGAGGACGGUGCAAAAAGAGAAAAGGAAUCUUGAAGCCAACCGUAAUCAGUUACAGCAAAGUUUAAACUUCUUAGCAAAAAGGAAAGAUCAAAUACAGACCAAUAACAAUUUACUGAUCGAGGAAAAAAAGAAACUUAAACAAGAUCAAAGCCAGUUACAGACCACUAAUGCUGCUUUAAGCAAAGAGUUAGAGCAGCAAAAGGCAAGUAAAGUCCAGUUACAGACUAACAACGAUGCCUUGACUAAAGCCAGAGACAUGUUUAAACAACAACACGAUACAGUGCUUAACAGCAAAAAUGAGAUACAGGGCCUUUAUACCUCAGUGAUCAAAGAAAGGGACAAUUUACAGAACAAAUUCAAUAAUGCAACCAGAUCAAGAGAGCAGCUGCAAUUGAGUUACAAUGCUCUGAUUAAGAAUGUAGAGCAUUUACAGGACAGAUACAACUUCUCUUCCGGUGAGAAAGACAAGCUUGCAAGCAGACACCAAAACCUAACGAUGGAAAAAGACACUCUCCAGGCUACUUACAACUUACUUGUAAAUGCCACAGAUGUGUUGCAGGCUUCUUACAAUUCCUUGAUACAAGAGAAAAAAGAGCUCGAAAGCAGCUGCAAAAAUGUAACUGAGGAGCGAGACCUGCUGAAAAUGAAAAACAACAAUUUGACUGCUGAGAGAGACCAGCUGCAGAGGGAAGUUGAGAGACUGAACACAACGAUUCAAGAUAAGAAGUGUCCCAAUGGCUGGAGGAAGUUUGAGUUAAGCUGCUACUUCACUUCCAUUGAAAAGAAAACCUGGAGCCAGAGCAGAGAGUACUGUAAAAGCAAAGGAGCAGAUCUGGCAAUCAUAAAGAGCCAAGCAGAAAUGACCUUCAUCAAUAGCUUGUAUGGAAGUGAGAAAGAAGUUUGGAUUGGACUGACUGAUGAAGGAGUAGAAGGGCAGUGGAAAUGGGUGGACGGGACCCCACUGACCACAACGUUUUGGGGUUCAGGCCAGCCCAACAGCUAUAAUGGAAGAGACCAGGACUGUGUGGAGUUCUGGCACAGGGCAACAAAACAGGGCGACUGGAAUGAUGAGAACUGUAACAUCGCACAAAAUUGGAUCUGUGAGAUAUAGGUUUGAUAACAGUUAAAAACAUAGGUUUUUGUUACAAGGAAUGUACUGACAAAUUGAAUUUAGCAGGCAGUCCAGCUUACGCUGGUGCAGAUACAGGCUAAUGUAGGUUGAUAGCAGCAAACCAUCCUGGUAAACAACCAUGAUUGUUUCAAAGGAAACUGAGAUUUCCAUUGAUAUGUGUACAUACUGUUGAGACAAUUAUGCUAGUACUAUGGCUGCUUUCUGCCUCAGAUUAUUAGAUAUCCACUAAUUGGCAUUUUUAAAGAAUGACAACUGAUUAAUAUACAGUGUACCUAUACGUAAAAAGACAUUCCCUGAUUAUAUCAAACUAACUUGCUACUGUGAUUGGUUGAUUAACAAAUGAAUACAUUUUCAAAGUUGUUAGUUGUGAGUUGUACUUGCUAUAGGUUCCUGUUAAGUGAUGGUGAGACUGGAUGGAGCUUGAUUUAAAAUGUGUCCUCUAACCAGUAGGUCAUUUUUUUCCUGCUUUUACAGUGGUAAAAAUCACUCAACAACUUGAGAGAAGUUCACACAGUGAAAGAUAGAAUUGUUAAUUUACUGCUGAUGGCUAUUUUGUACUCAGUUAUCGUUGCUUGUCAUUUAACUAAGAGGGUAAUACUGCACACCAAUAGUGUCUCACACUGAUUUAUGUUGACACCAGCAAUAAUUAUACUGCAUUAUUUUUGUAACAUUAAUAAUCAUUCAAUUUAUGCUUUUACUACUGAAAUGUAUGGGUCAAAAUACUGUAUAUAAAUAUUGUGCUCUGCUCACAAUUCGAUGAAAUGUAUUAUUUCUUAUUUUAUAUUCUUAUAAAGACGUUUUAGAUAUUCAUUCAUGUACAUGCAUAUAAUGAAUUAAUUACAAAUUGUUCAUCUUGUACAACUAAUGUAAUGACUCACAUUCAUAGAUUUCAUCUAUAUGUCUAUAUGUGUAUAUGUGUCAUCUAUAUGUGUAUAUGUGUAUAUGUACCUUGAACACCUGCAUGAAGCCAUGAAUAUUAGAACAA
This is a messenger RNA of Thunnus maccoyii (southern bluefin tuna), 2586 nucleotides long. Its product is annotated as CD209 antigen-like. NCBI's taxonomy places the organism in Eukaryota, Metazoa, Chordata, Actinopteri, Scombriformes, Scombridae. The coding region runs from base 186 to 1580 and encodes 464 amino acids. The record is from RefSeq and is a predicted model, not a curated record. The transcript is spliced from 7 exons.